AUCUUCGCCACCCACUCCACCCAAUCCACAUUGGUUUGAUUUUUUUCAUUACCUCCCCUCUUCUCCUCCCUACUGUCAGUGUCCUCUUUUCCCAUGUCAGGGAGAUCGGGAACUGCAAACUGUUGAAUUUGGAUAUUCCCCUCUACAAAUUGAAAGCUCAUCUCUUUGAACCUGUCUCCGAUAAUAGCACUUUUCCCCUGAAAAUCAAAGUCCUGCCUUUUCGCUUGUGUCUCGGAACAUUGUUCACUCCUUUCUGAUCAAAUCCACUGUCAGCCCAAAGGGCCACGCCUCAAUUACUUAUCCUUUGUUAUUGUUGUUCUUACAAGACUUUCCAAAAUGCACGAGAGCCUGCGAUUUUUCUCGGUCUUAAAGCAGAUCGAAAAGUCGCCGGCGAGUUGAUGGAAUCAACAUCGUGGGUUUCUCUGCUUAUCCUAUUCCAUGGAGGUAAUGGUUCGGUGUAGUCCCUGCAGUCGGUCCAGAUUUGAUUGUGCGCUUCGAUUCGCUGUCGUCGUUCUCGAGAUUAUAUUGAUACUGGCAUGUUCGGAGGCCACGAAUGCAAUACCUCAAGAAAACCAACUUCAAUGGGGAGACCCGGGCAGAAGAAGUGAGAACAUUGCAUCGCACUCUUGCAUCCAUGAUCAGAUACUUGAACAGAGAAGGCGACCUGGUCGCAAGGUGUAUUCCAUUACCCCACAGGUUUAUGAUCCUGGCCUUCCAAAAGCCCUUCAGCAUAAAGGCAGGUCAUUACUUGGAGUGUCAAUAUCAGGUCCUCAAAAUGAUGCAAAGCAACCUAUUAGAAUAUAUCUCAAUUAUGAUGCUGUAGGCCACUCUCCUGAGAGAGAUUGUCGAAAAGUUGGUGAUAUUGUCAAACUUGGAGAGCCUUCAAUGACAGCCCCUCCUGGUUUCCCUACUUGUAAUUCUCAUGGCGAUCCUCCUAUUUUGGGGGAUUGUUGGUACAACUGCACUGCAGAAGAUAUUUCAGGAGAGGACAAGAAACAUCGCCUUCGCAAGGCAUUGGGUCAGACAGCCAAUUGGUUUAGGAGAGCAUUGGCUGUCGAGCCUGUCAAGGGAAACUUGCGAUUAAGUGGAUAUUCUGCUUGUGGACAAGAUGGAGGCGUGCAACUUCCUCGUGAAUAUGUUGAGGAGGGCGUAUCUGAUGCUGACUUGGUUCUUUUGGUGACUACAAGACCUACAACUGGGAAUACACUUGCUUGGGCAGUGGCAUGUGAAAGGGAUCAAUGGGGCCGUGCCAUAGCUGGACAUGUAAAUGUUGCUCCUCGCCAUCUGACAGCUGAGGCUGAGACUUUGCUGUCAGCGACUCUGAUACAUGAGGUUAUGCAUGUUCUUGGUUUCGACCCACACGCCUUUGCUCAUUUUAGAGAUGAAAGGAAAAAACGUCGCAUUCAGGUCACUGAACAGGUUUUGGAUGAGAGACUUGGGAGAAUGGUAACCCGUGUGGUGCUUCCACGAGUUGUCAUGUAUUCACGACAUCACUAUGGGGCUUUCUCAGAAAAUUUUACUGGUUUAGAGCUGGAAGAUGGAGGAGGACGUGGUACAUCAGGAUCUCAUUGGGAAAAAAGGCUUUUGAUGAAUGAGAUUAUGACUGGUUCUGUGGAUACAAGAUCUGUAGUUUCGAAAAUGACACUUGCUCUCUUGGAAGACAGUGGAUGGUACAAAGCCAAUUAUAGCAUGGCAGAUAAUCUUGAUUGGGGUCGCAACCAAGGUACUGAGUUUGUUACCUCCCCUUGCAAUCUCUGGAAGGGGGCCUAUCAUUGCAACACAACACAGUUGUCUGGUUGUACAUAUAAUAGGGAGGCAGAAGGAUACUGCCCAAUUGUAACUUAUAGCGGAGAACUCCCUCAAUGGGCUCGAUAUUUUCCGCAAGCUAAUAAAGGUGGACAAUCCUCACUGGCUGAUUACUGCACUUAUUUUGUUGCGUACUCUGAUGGAUCAUGUACAGACACCAGUAGUGCAAGGGCACCUGAUAGAAUGCUGGGUGAAGUCCGAGGGAGUAACUCUAGGUGUAUGGCCUCAUCAUUAGUACGAACAGGAUUUGUACGGGGUUCUAUGACCCAGGGAAAUGGUUGUUAUCAGCACAGGUGUAUCAAUAAUUCUUUAGAGGUUGCUGUGGAUGGUAUCUGGAAAUUAUGUCCUCAAGCUGGUGGACCCAUUCAAUUCCCUGGAUUUAAUGGUGAAUUGAUCUGCCCUGCAUAUCAUGAGCUCUGUGCCACAAACCCUGUCAAGAUACCCGGCCAAUGUCCCAGUUCUUGUAAUUUCAAUGGAGACUGUAUUGAUGGAAGGUGCCGCUGCUUUCUAGGAUUUCAUGGUCAUGAUUGCAGUGGGCGCUCCUGCCCUAGGAAUUGCAGUGGCAAUGGCAAAUGUCUCUCCAAUGGGAUUUGUGAAUGUAAAGACGGCUAUACUGGCAUUGACUGUUCCACCGCUGUUUGUGAUGAGCAAUGCAGCCUCCAUGGUGGGGUUUGCGAUAAUGGAGUUUGUGAAUUCCGUUGUUCUGACUAUGCGGGAUACACAUGCCAGAACAGCUCCUUGCUUCUCUCCAGUUUGUCAGUUUGUAAAAAUGUGCUGGGAAAGGACGUGUCUGGACAGCAUUGUGCACCGAGUGAACCAAGCAUCCUGCAGCAGUUAGAAGAAGUAGUUGUCAUGCCCAACUACCACCGACUAUUUCCUGGUGGGGCUAGGAAAUUAUUCAACAUAUUUGGCAGCACUUACUGUGAUGAGGCUGCUAAACAACUAGCCUGCUGGAUCUCUAUCCAAAAGUGUGAUAAGGAUGGUGACAACCGCCUCAGGGUCUGCCAUUCAGCGUGUCAGUCAUAUAAUCUAGCGUGUGGGGCCUCACUUGACUGCACUGACCAAACCUUGUUUAGCAGUGAAGGGGAAGGCAACGGCCAGUGUACGGGCUCUGGUGAGAUGAAAAUGUCUUGGAUUAAUCGACUGCGAACUACAUUUUCUUUGAGGAACAGUUCCUUGAAAGGAAUUGCUGUAAAAUACAGGCAACUUUAACGUCAGUUCAUUUUUCUCUCUGGGGGAUUUUGGCUUGUAAUUUUUCCGGGGUUAUUGUUGCAGGGAAAAGGUGGCAUGUAACUCCUUAGAUUUAGUGGGUGCUUCCUCAUCCAAAAUUGUUUAGGAAAAACUGGAUGAGGAGGAUACAGUUUGGGCUUUCGAAGAGGAGAGCCUUUUGUAGAGAAAAUUGGAAAUGUAUGAAAAGAGAAAGUAGCAGAGGAACAAAGUAUAUAUAUUGAGUUGGUUGUCAAAAAUUUGGCCGAAGGCCUCAAAAAAGUCCGAUGUUUCAUCUCUUGUAUAUAUUAUUUGACCCAUGUCUCUUGGUUC
Messenger RNA from Neltuma alba, 3345 nucleotides. Its product is annotated as leishmanolysin. Gene Ontology annotation, molecular function: metalloendopeptidase activity. Gene Ontology annotation, cellular component: cytoplasm; membrane. Bases 439 to 3018 code for a protein of 859 amino acids. Lineage: Eukaryota; Viridiplantae; Streptophyta; Magnoliopsida; Fabales; Fabaceae. The record is from RefSeq and is a predicted model, not a curated record. The transcript has 17 exons. Gene Ontology annotation, biological process: cell adhesion; proteolysis.